Rubroshorea leprosula is the source of this 436-nucleotide messenger RNA. The record is from the annotation of a GenBank genome assembly. NCBI's taxonomy places the organism in Eukaryota, Viridiplantae, Streptophyta, Magnoliopsida, Malvales, Dipterocarpaceae.
AAACCGGAGAAAUGUAGGGUUCUGAGCAUUGAAAUUAAUGGUCCUUGGAUCGAGUGGAAGAUGGAUAUUCUUGAUAUACUCGUGGGUGGUGGAAAACCUAGAUGCGUAUGCCUCCACGUUGGUGGAAUCUAAAUCUAGAGGAGGUACCACUUUAAUCAGCUUGGGUUAUGUCUAUGAGGGAGGGUCGGUUGGAGAGCAGGACCAGGCUCUGGUGUCUAGUUAAUUUAGUGCCUUAUUGUAGCCUAAUAGACUAAUAGGUGGCGAUAGAAACUAGUCAAGAAUGGGUCACGUAUGUUUCCAGAUGAAAACGACCCAAGCAGUUGCUCAUUUGCUACGCACUGUUCAUAUAUUGGGUUUGAAAUUAAUUUGUUGAGAUAUGACCCAUUUCAAAGAUACUUCACGUUAAAUUUUUUUGUAAAAAAGAGAUGGUAAAUAC